Momordica charantia (bitter melon) is the source of this 1523-nucleotide messenger RNA. Its product is annotated as fructose-1,6-bisphosphatase, chloroplastic. The record is from RefSeq and is a predicted model, not a curated record. Lineage: Eukaryota; Viridiplantae; Streptophyta; Magnoliopsida; Cucurbitales; Cucurbitaceae. Gene Ontology annotation, cellular component: cytosol; cytoplasm. Gene Ontology annotation, molecular function: fructose 1,6-bisphosphate 1-phosphatase activity. Gene Ontology annotation, biological process: fructose 6-phosphate metabolic process; gluconeogenesis; fructose 1,6-bisphosphate metabolic process.
AGAAGAAGAAGAGGAAGAGGAAGAAGAAGAAGAAGAAGAAGAAGAAGAAGAAGAAGAAGAAGAAGAAUCAAUGGCUUCCGCCACAGCGACGACAUCGCCGCGCCAUCUCUCAUCACCAGUAGUCUGUCGCUCUCUCUCUCGUCUCUCUCCAUUCCACCUCUCCGUUUCAUCUGGCUCUAAGCCCGCCGUUCAUCCUCCAUGCCGUAGCAAGAGAAGGCACGGCGGCGCUGCAAUCCGGUGCGCGGCGGUAGGGGCGGCGAAAGAGGCGGAGACGAAGAAGAAAAGCACGUUUCAGAUUGAGACGCUGACGAAUUGGCUGCUGAAGCAGGAGCAGGCCGGAGUGAUCGACGCGGAAUUGACGAUUGUGCUUUCGAGCAUUUCGAUGGCGUGCAAGCAAAUCGCGUCGCUGGUGCAGAGGGCUAGCAUUUCGAACUUGACCGGAGUUCAGGGCGCCGUCAAUGUUCAAGGAGAGGACCAGAAGAAGCUCGACGUCGUCUCCAAUGAGGUGUUCUCCAAUUGCUUGAGAUCAAGCGGGCGAACAGGGAUUAUAGCAUCGGAGGAAGAAGACGUGCCAGUAGCCGUAGAAGAGAGCUACUCCGGCAACUACAUCGUCGUAUUCGACCCACUCGACGGCUCCUCCAACAUCGACGCUGCCGUCUCCACCGGUUCCAUCUUCGGCAUCUACAGCCCAAACGACGAGUGCUUCGCUGACAUCAGCGACGAUUCCACUCUGAGCUCGACAGAACUGAGGUGCGUGGUGAAUGUGUGCCAGCCAGGAAGCAACCUCCUCGCCGCCGGCUAUUGUAUGUACUCAAGCUCCAUAAUCUUCGUGCUCACGCUCGGAAAUGGCGUAUUUGCGUUUACUUUAGACCCAAUGUACGGGGAAUUUGUGCUGACGCAAGAGGACAUCAAAAUUCCCAAGGCUGGGAAGAUUUAUGCCUUCAAUGAAGGGAAUUAUCAGCUGUGGGAUGAUAAAUUGAAGAAGUACAUUGAUGAUUUGAAGGAUCCUGGCCCCAGUGGGAAGCCAUACUCUGCUAGAUAUAUUGGUAGUUUGGUGGGUGACUUCCACAGAACCUUGCUUUAUGGUGGCAUUUAUGGGUACCCCAGAGACAAGAAGAGCAAGAAUGGGAAGCUGAGACUUUUGUACGAGUGUGCACCCAUGAGUUUCAUUGUGGAACAAGCUGGAGGCAAAGGCUCUGAUGGCCAUCAGAGAAUUCUUGACAUCCAACCAACAGAGAUCCAUCAACGUGUGCCUCUGUAUAUUGGGAGCGUGGAAGAAGUGGAGAAAGUGGAGAAGUAUUUAGCUUGAUUUUGGUUGAUUUGAGAUGAAGAAUAAGAUAUAAAGGGAUUGAGACGUAGGACUAAACACCUUCAAAGCAACAUAAUAAAUCAACCUCCUCGAUUGAUUUUCAUAAAUUAUGAUCGCACCAAAUAUACUUGGAAAAAUUUGUUUCUAACCAAGCCAAUUGGUUCAUUCCUCCAUGUGAUCCUUACUUUUUAUGAGAUAACUUCCAUUACUAUGA